GUUGACUCGCAAACGCCAGACGACCUCAUCAUCGAUCUUCUCCGACCUCCGACCUCCUCGAAAAUUUCACUGCAACCAGUCUCGCAUUUCAAGAUCUCUCUCUCUCUCUCUCUCCACGCUUCUCGUUCGCCAAUGAUGGUGUCCACCUCCUAAAGCCAUUUCUCUCGCACGCACGCACGCACUCUCGGGAGUCGCGGACGCCGGGUUCAGGAACGAGGGAUGGGCCACCACCACCACCACCCGCACGGCUCCGACGACGGCGACGGCGUCGUCUCGCAGCGCGUCAACAGCCCCCGGUUCAGCGGCCCCAUGACCCGCCGCGGCCACUCCUUCAAGCGCGCCUCCUCCGCCGCCGCCGCCGCCGCUCAGGCCAAGGACCCGACCGGCGCCGGCAGCCUCAACUGCACGGCCGCGCUUCACGAGGUUAUCGAUCUCCAGAUCAACUCGCCCAGAUCUGAGAACGGGAACGUCCAUGGAGCGGCCGCUUUCGAUUUGGCCGUCGAUAGGAAGCAGACCCACCAUCGGUAUAACCUCAGGGAAAGAGUGGGCCUGUUGAGGAAGCCGAUGGAGUACGUUGUCGGGGACCUGGGAUCGAAGGAAAGGAAGAAGCUUGGGCACCUGAUGUUCCUGCUCUUUUGCGGGGUUUGCUUGUUUCUGGGUGUUUUGAAGAUUUGCGCAAAUGGGUGGUUCGGAUCUGCCAUCGAAAGAGCUGAAUCGAAUGGGGGUCUCUAUGAUCAGUCGGCUGCUCUUCAAAUUCUGAUCAAUCAAAGGACCUAUCCUGAUUAUGAUCGUAGGGAAGAAGGAAGUGACGUUGAUAUAACUUUAAUGAUGGUAACAUCUGGUGUUGUUGGUGACAAAAGCACGGCAGAUUAUUCAGAGAUCUGGUCCAAGCCCAACAGCGAAAACUUUAACCAAUGCAUUGGUCUGCCAAGAAGUCAUAAAAAGCUUGAUGCAAAGACGAAUGGUUACAUUCUCAUUAAUGCUAAUGGUGGCUUGAAUCAAAUGAGAUUUGGGAUCUGCGAUAUGGUUGCCAUUGCCAAGGUUAUGAAGGCGACACUGGUCCUUCCUUCACUUGAUCACACAUCUUACUGGGCUGAUGAUAGUGGCUUCAAGGAUUUAUUUGAUUGGCAUUACUUCAUUGACACACUAAAGGAUGAUGUCCACAUAGUUGAGAGUCUACCUCCAGCCUAUGCAGACAUUGAACCCUUCAACAAAACACCAAUUUCUUGGUCGAAGGUCAGUUACUAUAAGGUAGAAGUCCUCCCACAACUGAAGGAGCACAAAGUGAUGUAUUUUACUCACACUGAUUCUCGGCUUGCCAACAACGACAUACCCAAUUCUAUACAGAAGUUGAGAUGCCGUGUCAAUUACCAAGCAUUGAGAUAUUCAGCACCGGUUGAAGAGCUUGGGCAAACCCUGGUUUCGAGAAUGCAACAAAAUGGAGGUCCUUAUCUAGCUCUCCACUUAAGGUAUGAGAAAGAUAUGCUGGCAUUUACUGGCUGCAGUCACAGUUUGACAGCUGAGGAGGACGAGGAACUACGGUUGAUGAGAUAUGAAGUAAGUCAUUGGAAGGAGAAAGAGAUUAAUGGAAAGGAGAGGAGGUUACUUGGCGGCUGUCCAUUGACUCCUAGGGAGACUUCGCUUCUGCUAAAGGCUCUUGGAUUCCCGUCUAAUACCCGCAUUUAUUUGGUGGCUGGUGAUGCUUAUGGAAAAGGAAGUAUGCAAUAUCUGAAGGACGAAUACCCCAACAUAUUUUCACAUUCGACUCUGGCAACAGAAGAAGAGCUUGCUCCUUUCAAGAAUCAUCAAAACAUGCUUGCUGGUAUAGAUUACAUCGUCGCCCUUCAGAGCAAUGUGUUUCUUUAUACUUAUGAUGGGAAUAUGGCGAAAGCAGUUCAAGGCCAUAGGCGGUUUGAGAAUUUCAAGAAGACAAUUAAUCCAGACAAGAUGAAUUUUGUUAAACUGGUUGAUGAACUAGAUGAGGGGGAGAUUUCUUGGAAGAAAUUCAGUUCCAAAGUGAAGAAACUUCACAGAGAUCGAACUGGAGCUCCAUAUUUGAGGGAGCCCGGGGAAUUCCCAAAACUAGAGGAAAGUUUUUACGCAAAUCCGCUUCCUGGGUGCAUUUGUGAAUCAACAAAGAGAAGGAAGUAAGGGUAAGAAGAGAAGUGUUCCUUUUUUCUGUGAUGCAAUUCUGGGUGCAUGAGAAAGAGAUGAAAGCAUGCUGUCAAGGUUCAAUACAUCUUCUCAGCCUAAAGAUGCCAAUGGUAAAUCAGAAAGUUCCUUAGCCUAGUGCUCGGGUCGGUAUUACAUUGGCGUCACUGAGCUGCUGAAGUUAAAAGGCCGCUCAAGGGAUUCUGGUAAAUAAUUUAUUCAGAAGAAAAUUUACAGAAUACCAUCGAAAGAAAGAUUAUGAGACCUUGGUGCCAAAAAAAAGAAACAAAAAGGUAUAAGUCUUCUCUGUUUAGGGGAUUGGAGAUAUCCCAUGAAGUAAAAUUAUUUUGAAUUCGAUUUUGUGGCAUAGAAGACCUUGUAAUACUCAAAAUUACUCAUAAUGAAAGAUCUCUGUUCUUUAUCUUUA
This is a messenger RNA of Syzygium oleosum, 2578 nucleotides long. RefSeq names its product O-fucosyltransferase 35. The coding region runs from base 220 to 2151 and encodes 643 amino acids. The record is from RefSeq and is a predicted model, not a curated record. Lineage: Eukaryota; Viridiplantae; Streptophyta; Magnoliopsida; Myrtales; Myrtaceae. The transcript is spliced from 9 exons. Gene Ontology annotation, cellular component: chloroplast; cytoplasm; Golgi apparatus.